UUCCCCUAGGGCGUCCUCAAAUACUCCUUCGCCGGCUUCACCAUCGAGUUCGCCCGGGCCGUGAUCUCCAAGUUCCCGCUGCUGUACAAACGUCCCCACCGCUUCCUACCAGGUUUGGCCAAAGUCCUGAGCUUCAAGCUGAUGUUCUUCCUGGCCGCUUACAUCGCCAUCUAUCGGGUGACGGGAUGCAUCUUGUGUCGGCACCAUGGCCGGGACCAUCCCAUCCACAACCGGAUCGCUGCCUUCCUAAGCGGUGCGUCGUACUACAUCUACCCGAAGUACCAGGUGUUCACGUUGGCCUUCACCAAGUUUGUCGAGAUGUCCUGGGACCACUGGUUCAAAACGUCCCCACAGCUUCCGGAGUGGGCGGUCCGGCUCGAUCGGGUUCCGUUCCUGCACCUGGCGUACAUGGUCGGCGUCGGUUACAUGUACCAUGCGUUGUUUUUCCACGCACACCUCUCGCCGCCCUUCAACAACAAAGCGCUGAACUACUGCUCCGGCAAUCGCAUCGAAAACAUGAAGCGACGCAUCGUCGGCUGGAUGCUCGAGACGGAGUGGAGCAAGGUUUGAAAUGCAAAUCAGGCAGGAGGGGAGAUGAGGAAGUGGGGAAACACGCAAAAUAUGAAUGUAUGUUAUUGUACUAAAAUUAUGGUAAUUCGAAAUAAAGCGCAAA
Messenger RNA from Aedes aegypti (yellow fever mosquito), 673 nucleotides. RefSeq lists its product as uncharacterized. The transcript has 2 exons. Bases 142 to 570 code for a protein of 142 amino acids. NCBI's taxonomy places the organism in Eukaryota, Metazoa, Arthropoda, Insecta, Diptera, Culicidae. The record is from RefSeq and is a predicted model, not a curated record.